UGUUAUUGCAGCUGGACCAAUUGCACACAUGAGCCAGCAUAAAUAACAAUAAAUAUAAUUAUUAAUAUGAAAGGUGGCACAUUUCGUAACACACAAUGGGAUCCCACGCUGCUGACAUCCCAAAUUGUGUCCAUGCAGUGCUGCGUAUACUUCUCGCUGGGCCUGCUCGUGUUUGUGGCCAACAAGUUGGCUGGCGACAACUACACACUGGAUCACCUUUUCGAAUACCAUGAAAUACAUAUUUAUGAUCUGGGUGGUCGUCUGGUCAUCUGCGCUUUUGUGUUGAAUGCUUUUGUGGCCUCCUUGGCGCUCUGGUGCAUUGUUCGCCGCGCCAAGCUGUGCCUGGACUUCAGCUGCACUUUCCAUUUGGUGCAUCUGAUCAUCUGCUGGUGGUACAAUCGCUCAUUUCCCGCCAACGCCUCCUGGUGGCUGCUUAAUGUGAUUACCGCAACGAUAAUGUGCAUAGGCGGCGAGUUUUUGUGCCUGCAAACCGAAAUGAAGGAGAUUCCCGUGGGCUAUGCGGCGCUCAAUCAAAAGUCGGACGUUUGAGUGGACCCACAGAUAGAUCAACCAUGUGAUUGUGAUGCUAACCAAGCCACCCAAUUACUCUAAAUAUACUUUUAAUUUAUUGUACAACAGUUUAAG
This is a messenger RNA of Drosophila novamexicana, 645 nucleotides long. It is a transcript of the gene Sys1, whose product is annotated as protein SYS1 homolog. Gene Ontology annotation, biological process: Golgi to plasma membrane protein transport; Golgi to endosome transport; protein localization to Golgi apparatus. The record is from RefSeq and is a predicted model, not a curated record. NCBI's taxonomy places the organism in Eukaryota, Metazoa, Arthropoda, Insecta, Diptera, Drosophilidae. The transcript is spliced from 3 exons. Gene Ontology annotation, cellular component: Golgi membrane; trans-Golgi network. Bases 67 to 549 code for a protein of 160 amino acids.